AUGAUCACCCUCCUUCUCGGAGGUCUCUUCGCCGCCAUCUACCUCCUCCUGCGAAAGACGGUCCUGAAGCUGCCCAGGUGUAAGAGCGACGCAAAGCUUCAUGGGAAAACCGCCAUCAUCACAGGAGCCAGCGGUGGGAUCGGGAAGGCCACGGCGCUGGAGCUUGCCAGGAGGGGGGCCCGGGUGGUCCUGGCCUGCAGGGACAGACAGCGGGCCGAUGCGGCGGUCCAUGACAUCAUCCAGGAGACGGGGAACCAGCAGGUGCUCUUCAUGCAGCUGGACCUGGCCAGCCUGCUGUCGGUCCGGACCUUCGCUGAGAACUUCCUGCGCUCCGAGUCCAGGCUGGAUCUGCUCAUCAACAAUGCGGGUGUCCUCAGAGACGGCCAGACGGACGACGGCUUCGGCUUGAUGUUCGGGGUCAACCAUCUGGGCCACUUCCUGCUGACCCUGCUGCUUCUGGAGCGGCUGAAGGCCAGCGGGCCGAGCCGCGUGGUCACCGUGGCCUCCAGCUCCUACGGACGGGGCCAGCUGGACUUCAGCCUCCUGGUGGACCUCAGGGAUUCAGCUGAGGGCUGCGGCUUCAGGCAGACCUACAGGAAGUACUGCGACAGCAAGCUGUGCAACAUCCUGUUCACCUGGGAGCUGUCCAGGAGGCUGCAGGGCAGCCAGGUCACCUGCUACUGCCUCCAUCCAGGACUCAUUCGGACAGAACUGGGUCGGUACCUUGGAUUCUGGAUGAAGGUCUUGGUGGCGCCCGUCGUCCUCCUGUUCUUCAUGGAUCCAGAGUCUGGAGCUCAGACCACUCUCCACUGUGCCCUGGAGCAAGGCAUCGAACCCCUCAGCGGUCACUUCUUCAGGUGCUGCAGGCCACGGACGGACAUGGAGUCCAAGGCCAGAGACCCGGCUGCAGCCAGGAAGCUGUGGGAGCUCAGCCAGAACUUCUGUGGUCUGUGGUAG
This is a messenger RNA of Cyprinodon variegatus (sheepshead minnow), 957 nucleotides long. RefSeq names its product dehydrogenase/reductase SDR family member 13-like. The transcript is spliced from 5 exons. NCBI's taxonomy places the organism in Eukaryota, Metazoa, Chordata, Actinopteri, Cyprinodontiformes, Cyprinodontidae. Bases 1 to 957 code for a protein of 318 amino acids. The record is from RefSeq and is a predicted model, not a curated record.